GAGAGAGAGAGAGAAGAGAGAAGAGAGAGAGCAGAGAGAGAGAGAGAGAGAGAGAGAAAGAAGAGAGAGAGCGAGCGAGCAGAGAGUGCCUUGCGUGUGGUUGGUGUGUAGAAAACAACAGUCCGUUGUCUUGGGCAUGAAGGCGACUAGCCAUGCAUAAACAGACAGGGCAGACGGACAACAGGAAAUAAUGCGCUCCAGCUAUACCUCGUAAACAACCACCUUGUUGUUCUGUUCAUGUUUUAUCCAGACAGUCGCUGUCUGAGUUUGACAGAGUAUCGACCCGUUCGCUUCUAGUCUCAACCACCUCGCUGUUUCUAUUCAUGUUUUAUCCAGACAGUCGCUGUCCGAGUUUGACAGAGUAUCGACCCGUUCGCUUCUAGUCUCAGUCUUCUUUUCAUAUUUUCCUCUUCAUCUCUCUUCUCUUCUUCUUCACCAUGGGGUGUUCUUCGUCCAGCACACAGACUGUCGAUGAGGAGAAGAGACCGGGGACAAAACCCGAGGAGUCCAAUGGAGACACAUUUGUUGUCAGGAAUGGACACAUCUCGGAGGAAACAGAGACCAUCGCUGACCAGAUGCAACUUCCUGUCCAGAGUGCCCUGACUGAUGACUCUGAGGAGCCAGUCAUCAUGGGCUCCGAGGCCCUGGAGACCGUGGGGUCUGGAUGGGAGGAGGACCAGGUCCUGGUGAUGCUGGCUGCAGCUGAGCCAGAGGUUCCACCUGAAGUCCCUGCUGAGGCUGCAGCCGUGGAAGCAGAGGUCCCUUCAGAGGCUGUGGUUUUAGUAGAGGCUGUGGCCCCAGUGGAGGCGGCGAUCCCUGUUGAGGCCGUCGUGGUUGAGGCCGCUCCUGUGGCAGAGGCUCCUGCUAAGACAGUGGUGUCUGACGAGGCCCCUGUUGUUGAAACUGGAGCUGCAGUGGAGGUGGUUACCCUGGUCGAGACAGCUGCACCUGUGGAAGCUGCUGCCCCAGUCGAGGUAGCUGCCCCCAUUGAGGUGGCUGAAACGGUCCCAGAGCCAGCUUCAGCCCCAACAGAGGAGACCCCAGCUCCAGCUCCAACAGAGGAGACUCCAGCUCCAACAGAGGAGACCCCAGCUCCAGCCCCAGCAGAGGAGACCCCAGCUCCAGCCCCAACAGAGGAGACCCCAGCUCCAGCCCCAAAAGAGGAGACCCCAGCUCCAGCCCCAAAAGAGGAGACCCCAGCUCCAGCCCCAACAGAGGAGACCAAAGAAGCCCCAGCCCCUGAGCCUGUGGCCGCUGUCCCAGUGGGGGCCCCUGCUGCUGAGGCUGUGGCCGCUGUCCCAGAGGGGGCCCCUGCUGUGGAGGCCCCUGCACCCAGUGGCCCCAUAACUGACCUUGUUGUUGCUGCUGAGCCUGCAGCAGAGCCAAUAAUCACCCCUGUGGCUGUGGAGGCCCCUGUAGCAGCCAUUGCCAAUGAGCCAGUGGAGGCCCCAGGACCAGUGGAGGCCCCAGGACCAGUAGAGGCCCCAGGUGAGGUGGCAGCUCCAGCCCCUGCCCCAGAGCUAAUACCAGCCGCCCCUGCCCCAGAGCUAACACCAGCCGCCUCUGCCCCAGAGCUAACACCAGCCGCCCUUGCUCACGUGGCCCUGCCUACUCCUGCUACCUCAGACGCCCCAGCCCCUGCCCCAGAGCUAACACCAGCCGCCCUUGCUCCCGUGGCCCUGCCUACUCCUGCUACCUCAGACGCCCCAGCCCCUGCCCCAGAGCUAACACCAGCCGCCCUUGCUCCCGUGGCCCUGCCUACUCCUGCUACCUCAGACGCCCCAGCCCCUGCCCCAGAGCUAACACCAGCCGCCCUUGCUCCCGUGGCCCUGCCUACUCCUGCUACCUCAAUCCCUGAGAUUGAUGGUUCACAAAUGGUCGCGUUGGGAUAUGGAGGAGUCACAUUUCACCUCAGUAACACAGCGCCAACUGAUUGUGCUGAGGGAUAAUUCAAUUACACAGAGCAAAUGGCUGCCAUUUAUUGUCCUGAUUCACCCCAGGGAGGUUAUGAUUGUUCUUCCAGCUCAUAGAUUCACUAAAUUGAUAUGUUAAACUAAAACGCCCGUCUCUCCUGAUUUUGUAAAUAAGGUGUGUCAGUCAGAGUCUAUGUUGUAACCUGCCAGAUCUGGCUUAUCUGGAAUAUGGUUGGUCCUCCCCUGCCACAGGCACAAAUAGCUGGGAAGACAUCUCUGCAAACAUGCGUGAAAUGUGGGGAGAGACGGCGAGCGUGAGAUGUGGGGAGAGACGGCGAGCGUGAGAUGUGGGGAGAGACGGCGAGCGUGAGAUGUGGGGAGAGACGGCGAGCGUGAGAUGUGGGGAGAGACGGCGAGCGUGAGAUGUGGGGAGAGACGGUGAGAUGUGGGGAGAG
Salmo salar (Atlantic salmon) is the source of this 2368-nucleotide messenger RNA. The record is from RefSeq and is a predicted model, not a curated record. NCBI's taxonomy places the organism in Eukaryota, Metazoa, Chordata, Actinopteri, Salmoniformes, Salmonidae.